AUGGAUAUUAAUAGAAGUGAAUUUACUAGCGAAUUUACGUCUAGUAAUGAAAUUACAGCAAAAAUAAAUAAUUCAGAUCAAUUCAAACUUAAAGGACUUUCGUUUUUGGCGGAUAAUAGUUUCGGCGAUAAUUUAGACAAUAUCUCCCCUUUCAAACCAGAAGUAAAUUUUACACCUACAAAAUCACAAAUUAAUUGUUUACAACUUUUUCCGAGAUUGUGGUCAAGCAGUAAACGACAGUUAACACCAAAUCCUAAAUUGACACCAGUGCUUCAAUUAUCACCUAACAAAAUAAAUAUUCAAGCGCCAAAUUUGACACCAAUAUUAAGGCAAAAUGAAGGAACAUCUACGUCUACUUCAAGCUCAAAUUCUCAAUUAAUAACGACAAGGAACAUUAAACAAGAAGAACAUAUUUUUGGUAUAGUUUGCAAACUUGUUUUAAUACUUCUUAAGUUUACAAACUUGAGUAAAGCUUAA
Molecule: messenger RNA, 477 nt
Organism: Meloidogyne enterolobii
Lineage: Eukaryota; Metazoa; Nematoda; Chromadorea; Rhabditida; Meloidogynidae
Source: the annotation of a GenBank genome assembly